Messenger RNA from Cicer arietinum (chickpea), 2379 nucleotides. Its product is annotated as 65-kDa microtubule-associated protein 9-like. Gene Ontology annotation, cellular component: cytoplasm; spindle. Gene Ontology annotation, biological process: microtubule cytoskeleton organization. Gene Ontology annotation, molecular function: microtubule binding. The record is from RefSeq and is a predicted model, not a curated record. NCBI's taxonomy places the organism in Eukaryota, Viridiplantae, Streptophyta, Magnoliopsida, Fabales, Fabaceae.
AUGUUCAGCAAACGUAGCAGUCAGUUUCCUAAUCAAGAAACAAAGUGUGAUUUGUUGCUAAAAGAACUUCAGGUAAUAUGGGAUGAACUUGGAGAAUCUGAUUCUCAAAAGGAUGCAAUGGUGCUUGAAAUAGAACAGAUGUGUCUGGAGUUGUAUAAGAAAAAAGUGGAUGAAGCUAAACUGUAUAGAGCACAACUUCAACAUGAAAUUGCUGAUUAUGAAGUAGAAAUUGCUGACAUCUGUACUGCAAUCGGCGAACAACCACUACAUUUUGAGCCUAAGUCUUGUGGAAACUUGAAGAAAAAACGUGAAGGUGUUGUUUCACAACUUGAGGAGUUGCGCAAGUUGAAAACUGAAAGGAAGAUGGAGUUUUUGGAAGUUUUAUAUCAGUUGCAGAAUAUUUCCAGUGAGCUGCAUGGCAGUGUGGGAGAGCAUGCAUAUCUAGAUGAGAAGAACUUAUCUUUUAAAAAACUAGAAGAAUUAAAGAGGCAGUUACUUCAAUAUCAAAAUGAAAAGGCUAGUCGACUGAAACAGGUAUCUGACCAACUGGACACUCUUAGUUCAUUUUGCUCGGUGCUUGGACUGGAUGUCAAAGACAAAAUUUGUGAGAUUUGCCCCACUAUGACUUCUACUGUUGCAAAAGAUUUAAGUGACCAGGCAUUAAAGAGUUUGACUUCUGAAGUACAGAAUUUGCGAGGGGUUAAAAUGCAGAGAAUGCAGAAGCUUCAAAGUUUUACUACUUCAUUAUUAGAGAUGUGGAAUUUGAUGGAUACCCCACUUGAGGAACAACAGAAAUUUCACAACAUGACAAGUAAAAUUGCUGCUUUGGAAUCUGAAUUUACUGAGCCUAACAUGCUGUCAAUGGACAACAUCAUCUACGUUGAGAGAGAAGUUAAAAGGCUUGAACAACUCAAAUCAACCAAAAUUAAAGAACUUGUACAGCGAAAGAAGUUGGAGUUGGAGGAAAUAUCCGAAAGUACACAUUUGACUGCACAAACGAUUUUUCCUAGUGGACAGUCAAUUGAAUCAUUAGACUCUGAAUCUGCAAACCAUGAACACCUGUUAGAACAAAUUGAUUACCAAAUUUCAAAGACAAAAGAAGAAGCUCUUAGCAGGAAAGAAAUCCUUGAAAAGGUUGAGAAGUGGUUUUCUGCUAUUCAAGAAGAAAGCUGGCUUGAGGAGUACAACAGGGAUGAUAAUCGAUAUAAUGCUGGAAGAGGUGCACAUCUUGCUUUGAAACGUGCUGAGAAGGCCCGUGUUUUAUCAAGCAAAAUUCCUGGGAUGACUGAGGCAUUAAUUUCAAAAGUUGCAGCAUGGGAAAAAGAAAGGGGAUUCGAGUUUUUAUAUGAUGGAACCCGGCUGCUUUCCAUGCUUGAAGAUUACAACACCAUAAGGCAGGAGAAAGAGAAUGAAAAGCAAAAGCAGAAGGAACAAAAAAGACAAAAGGCACAACUGAUGGCAGAGCAUGAAACACUUUUCGGGUCAAAAUCCAGCCCAUGUAAAAGUGGGAUAAAGGCUUCCAGAUGUUCAACAGCAGGAGUUACAAAUACCAGAAAAUUUUCUGCUGGUGGAGCAAUGCUUCAGGAUCUAAGACAAACAACUCUUAUUCAGCAAUCUAAUAAAAAAGGAAAGGGCACCCCUAAGGUUUUUGAUCAUUCAGUGAAGAAGACUGCACAAAGUGCAGAAAAGGGAAUUGGAAUUCAGUCACCAUUAACUAGGAAACCCCUCUCUCCUGUUAAUUCAAAAGUCCUAUAUAAAGCCAAUAUAACAAAUUUUCAAGAGCCUAGAAAAAUACAGAAUGUUGUAAAGAAACCAAUGCAUCAAAAAGACGAAAUGCUAACAGGGACUCCUCCACCUUCCAAGCCAUUUAUUGUUGGAGAUGAAGAGAACAGGACCCCAAAAAAUAUGGGACUUCCUGUGCCAACCACUCCUUUAACUUUCCCUAUGUUGACUGCUGCUACACCAGACAAUCUUAUUUCUAAGGCUUCUGCAAAGACUGCUCAAUCAUCUGAGUAUUCAGUUGAGGAGUUGAGAGCUGAUUUUGUCCUACCUAAGACUGAUGCUUGACUCGAUUGUUUGGAAAGGAAGUUCAAUCAACACAAGAUAGCCAUAGGUUGCUGACAAAUUCUCUGUUUUGCAGCAGCUAGUUUUUCUUUUUCUUUUAAAUAGUACUGGUUUGGUGCUUCACUAAGCACAUGUUAAUUUCUGUUGAAACUUGUCCAAAGUUAAACCAUAUAUUUUGGUGAGACUUCAUCAACUUAAUACUUUUGUUUUAAUUUAAAUGGUUGUUCGUUUGGUGCAAUAUGUUAAUUUUGGUUGAAACUUGUCCAAAGCUAAAGCCGUAUUUUUUGGCGAAAUUUCAUCAAAUUAAUACUUAUU